Messenger RNA from Anisakis simplex (herring worm), 645 nucleotides. Lineage: Eukaryota; Metazoa; Nematoda; Chromadorea; Rhabditida; Anisakidae. The record is from the annotation of a GenBank genome assembly.
AUGGAAUUGGCCGGUCAGUGUUUCCUGUUCUUAAUCGCUGGCUAUGAAACGAGUGCAUCGACGCUGCAAUUCGCGUUAUUCGCCUUGACUACUAAUCCAACUGCUCAGGAGGAAGCAUAUCGCGAAAUCAUGGAAGUUGUCGGACAUAAAGAAAUUGUGACGUAUAAAGAUUUGUCAGAUAUGCAUUAUUUGGAACAGAUAAUGAUGGAAACACUGAGAAUGUAUCCACCUGCUCCACGUUUCGAUCGUGAAUGUUCAUCGCCCAUCACAGUCAACCACAUUCACUUUGAGCAGAAUUCUAUUGUUUCAAUUCCUGUGUUCGCUAUUCAUUACAAUCCGAAGAUCUAUCCGAACCCUCAUAAAUUCGAUCCAAUGAGAUUCACUCGUGAAGCUGUGACAGAACGCAAUCGUUUAGCAUUCAUACCGUUCGGUUAUGGACCAAGAAACUGUCUGGGCCGUAGAUUCGCAGUAUUUGAAUUCAAGCUGACUCUUACUUAUCUCAUUCGGACGUAUCAAUUUAUACCUACCAAUGAAACACCUGUUAGGAGCUCCUCUCGAACUGAAUACGGCAGGGAUGACACGACCAGCGAAACCGAUAAUAAUACGAGCCGAAAGGAGAUCGAGCUGAAAUCACGCUACGAGUAA